Messenger RNA from Entelurus aequoreus (snake pipefish), 2267 nucleotides. RefSeq names its product forkhead box protein K2-like. Lineage: Eukaryota; Metazoa; Chordata; Actinopteri; Syngnathiformes; Syngnathidae. The record is from RefSeq and is a predicted model, not a curated record. Gene Ontology annotation, biological process: regulation of transcription by RNA polymerase II. Bases 196 to 2028 code for a protein of 610 amino acids. The transcript is spliced from 9 exons. Gene Ontology annotation, molecular function: DNA-binding transcription factor activity, RNA polymerase II-specific; protein binding; RNA polymerase II cis-regulatory region sequence-specific DNA binding.
UAGGUCGGAGCCGCCGUAGCCCGGGUCGGUCUAGCACGCCUAGCACGUCCCUUGUUAGAGCCUUAGCGCUUUCAAAUUUGGCACAUUCUUUUUUUUAAAUUUACAAAUACACACGAGUAGCCUGCCUUGCCUUACUGCAACCACCCGAACGUCAUUUAAAACACAAUUCCAAACACCCAGCAGACUCCUGAAAAGAUGGCGGUGGUUAGCGGGAUGUCGGGGCCGGCUGUAGCCCGGCUCGAGGGCCGAGAAUUCGAGUAUUUGAUGAAGAAAAGGUCGCUGACCAUAGGCCGGAACUCCUCGCAGGGCUCCGUGGACGUCAGCAUGGGACACUCGAGCUUCAUUUCCAGGCGGCACCUGGAGAUUUUCACGGCGGGUGAAGAUGGCACUUGCACGGGGGAAUUCUACCUCCGAUGCCUGGGGAAAAACGGGGUGUUUGUGGAUGGGGUGUUCCAGAGAAGAGGGGCUCCACCUCUGCAGCUUCCACGAAUAUGUUGCUUCCGAUUCCCCAGCACAAGUAUAAAAAUCACUUUCACAGCACUUUCUGCUGAAAAAAAGGAACCAAGGAGUGUGCCGGAAUCACCGGUCAAGUCUGUGCAACCUCAAAUAUCCCCACUUACCAUCAACAUUCCGGACAAUAUAGCCCAUCUUAUGAGCCCACUGCCUUCACCCACAGGCACCCUCAGUGCGGCAAACUCCUGCCCUUCAAGCCCGAGGGGGGCGGGACUGUCUAGCUAUCGAAACAAUCGACUUCUGGCCUCAGACCUUAUAGCAGAUAACUCCCAUUCUGAAAACGACAAGGAAGCCUCUGGGGAAGACAGCCCAAAGGAUGACGCCAAACCACCGUAUUCAUAUGCACAGUUGAUAGUCCAAGCAAUUACCAUGGCCCCAGAUAAACAGCUGACAUUGAAUGGAAUAUACACCCACAUCACCAAGAAUUACCCCUACUACAGAACGGCUGAUAAAGGCUGGCAGAACUCAAUCCGCCACAACUUGUCUCUGAACCGGUACUUCAUCAAAGUAGCACGAUCUCAGGAGGAGCCAGGGAAAGGCUCCUUCUGGAGGAUAGACCCUGCUUCUGAAGGCAAGCUCAUGGAACAAGCCUUCAGGAAACGUAGGCCCAGGGGUGUUCCCUGCUUCAGAACUCCCGUAGGGCCCCUCUCUUCCAGGAGUGCUCCUGCUUCUCCCAACCACACGGGGGCACUCUCUGCUCACUCCAGUGGUGUGCAAACCCCCGAUAGCCUCUCCAGAGAGGGGUCCCCAGUCCCUAUGGAGCCCGAGCCAACUCUUCCACCGGCCCCCUCCCAUGUUGCCACCCUACAGCCCAAACUUGCUGUCAUCCAAGAGGCUCGCUUUGCACAAAACUCCCCUGGUUCUCCUCUGAGUAACCAGCCGGUAUUGAUCGCCGUACAACGCCAGAUACCUCAGACGACCAUGAAGCCAGUGACCUACGCCAUGGCAACACCGGCCAUUGUAACAACAGUUAGCCCCACGCCCAGCAUGCAGACUGUGCACGUUGUCCACCAGAUCCCAGCCGUCACCAUGACAGCUGGUACACUAAAGACAGACCCUCAGGAGAAUGGAAGAGGAGACCAUCAAGAGAUUAAAGUGAAAAUGGAGUCGGUGACAUCUAUUACUACCUCGUCGAAAGGCGGAGUCAGUCGCAUCAUCCAAAGCUCUCAGGCCACUCCCAUGGCCACAGUAACCAUCAUGCAACAGACUCCGCUUGGCCAGCACCAGCUUCCUAUAAAGGCCAUCACACAGAAUGGGACUCACCUGGUUUCUAUCAAUUCCACGGCUGGCACAGCUGUUGCAAACCCUCUCCACCUUCUGGCCACACACGCUUCCGCCUCGGCAUCCCUCCCUACCAAGAGGCAAAACGGUGAGCUGCAGGAGCCACCGGCUCCAAAGAGGGCGAAGACGCAGGAGGGCAACAAGGAGGAGUCUUCAACUGCCAAUGGUAACAGAGGCUGUGCUGCAGACGGCGCUGGAGAAGAGGCAGUCAGUGAAGCUGUAGGGAACAAGUAACCCGCCUUUUCUCUCCAACUGCAUCCUGAGCCCUGCCUCCCUCUACACAUUGACCCCCUCGGCCUUCACACUCUUGACAUUUUCACCUUCACUGAUUUUCAUCUACUCCAAGGUGCCAAAAAAGACAACAGAUUACUGGAGAAUUGCCUUUUUUCUUUUAUGUGGAACUAAAAAACCCAACAAUUCCCCUUGAAGCACAGAAAAAGAAGAACUAUUGAAAUAAAAAAAAUCCAGAUGAA